AUGCGCCGCCAUAUUCUCCGCGUCAUCCUACGCCGCUGGCACGCACACCUCGGCCUCCCCCGGAAGGAGUCCUGCUCGUGGCACCAAGACAGGCUCAGCGAGGAGCUAAUCGAGCUAAAUGGCGCCGAGUCCCUGAUCGGAACCCUCAGCGAGGCGAGCGACGUCAUAUUCUCCGUCAGCAGGGCCGAGUACGAGGGCUUCACAGACGACCGGGCGACAGUCUUCGUCUUCCUAGAGCGGCUGAGCACCUUCUGGGCCGUGGCCGUGGUCGCCUACAUGCUCUACAAGUUCACGAUGCGCUGGUCCUUCUACCGAGUGACUGCCUACGCCUGCGGUCUGAGGGGAGCGCGGCUGGACGCCGUGCGCGAUGUGAUCAAUCCAGCCAAGAGCCACAAGCUGGACGAGGUGGCGGCACGGCACGGCGUCCAGGCGGAAGAGUUUCGACGCGUUGGGGGGAUUGUGAGGCGUCUGUGGCCACUGGUCCCAUAG
Gaeumannomyces tritici R3-111a-1 is the source of this 489-nucleotide messenger RNA. RefSeq lists its product as hypothetical. The coding region runs from base 1 to 489 and encodes 162 amino acids. The record is from RefSeq and is a predicted model, not a curated record. NCBI's taxonomy places the organism in Eukaryota, Fungi, Ascomycota, Sordariomycetes, Magnaporthales, Magnaporthaceae. The transcript has a single exon.